Trypanosoma theileri is the source of this 537-nucleotide messenger RNA. RefSeq lists its product as uncharacterized. The coding region runs from base 1 to 537 and encodes 178 amino acids. NCBI's taxonomy places the organism in Eukaryota, Euglenozoa, Kinetoplastea, Trypanosomatida, Trypanosomatidae. The record is from RefSeq and is a predicted model, not a curated record. The transcript has a single exon.
AUGGGACUUGAUGCUGUACCACACGAGAGGAAAAAGUUUAUUAAGGGAACGAAUAUUGUUGUGCAAAAGAAUGCUACGGAUGGAGUGUAUAAUGAGCAUCUCUCACUAAUGUAUUCUAUUGCCGCUGAUGAUCAAGAGGAAGUGAUGUGGUGGAAUAAUACCCUUCGUCCAGAGAGAAAUCUAACCCAUCCUUCUGAUGCUUUUUUGCAGGGUAUCAAGGCUUUGCGUCCGGCCGCGUGUUUUAACACAUUUGACAUUCAAAAGGCGCGACUCCGUCGUCUUGUAAAGCAAGAGAAAGACAAACGUAAGUUCCUGAUUCGACGCAAAAAGGAGGUUGCGCCCACGGCAGCCAUGAAGGCCUCCCUGAAUCCGCAUAAAGUCCCGCGUACAGGUGGUCGCGCUCCAGAAGAAGAACUUAGGUUGCUUUCCCGUGGAAAGAAAUCGUCAAAGAAAAACACCACUAAUGAAUCUGAUAAAAAGAAAUAUUUCCACAAGUGGAAGAAACAGAAGUUACAGAAAAUUGGAAAAGGUUUGUAG